Molecule: messenger RNA, 2090 nt
Organism: Hemibagrus wyckioides
Lineage: Eukaryota; Metazoa; Chordata; Actinopteri; Siluriformes; Bagridae
Gene: hoxb5a
Product: homeobox B5a
Exons: 2
Coding region: 422-1249 (275 amino acids)
Biological process (GO): regulation of transcription by RNA polymerase II; anterior/posterior pattern specification
Cellular component (GO): nucleus
Molecular function (GO): RNA polymerase II cis-regulatory region sequence-specific DNA binding; DNA-binding transcription factor activity, RNA polymerase II-specific
Source: RefSeq, a predicted model, not a curated record
CUUGUGAGAACAAGAGAAGUUUCGUGCCCUCUGAAAAGAAUAAAAGAAUAAAAAAUAGGCACAUAGUCCAGAAAAGUAUUCAUUGUGUUGUAAAUUACAUCUCCAGUAGGUGACGCUGUCUGCUCACAUGCAGCAUUUCCUUCCAAUGGGAGGCACACGAAUGCUCGAGGCUACAACUCCCCGUCUCGUCAUCAUUUGUAACCAUAGAGCAUGAAUUACCUCUUGAAGUCAUCAGUGAGAAUUUACGACUGGUCAACAAAAGCACGUGAUUCCCAAACGCACCCCCACCCCCAUAUUUGGCCGCAUACAUAGCAAAAACGAAGUACAGUGCAUUGCUAUAAUUCAUUAAUACAUCAUAAAUCGUGAAGCACAGCGUUAUAACGACCAAGAUCUACAAAUCAAGCUCGCUAAAACAACCUAAAUGAGCUCUUACUUUGUAAACUCGUUCUCAGGGCGCUACCCAAAUGGCCCUGACUAUCAGUUACUAAAUUAUGGAACUAGCAGCAACGCUAUGAACGCCUCGUACAGGGACUCCGGCACCAUGCAUUCAGGCUCUUACGGCUACAACUACAAUGGGAUGGACCUAAGCGUCAACCGUUCAGCCAGCACUGGCCACUUUGGGGCGGUUGGGGACAAUUCCCGGGGCUUCCAGUCUCCAGCCCCGGAGACGCGAUUCCGGCAGCCGUCAAGCUGCUCGCUCGCAUCCCCGGAGCCGCUGCCCUGCUCUAACAGCGAGAGCCUAGGACCCAAAGGCUCUUCACCCCCUUCCGACCAAAGCUCUUCCGCUGCGAGUAGUAACCUCACCAACAGUACACAUUUUACAGAAAUCGACGAGGCCAGUGCUUCAUCUGAAACCGAAGAAAGCUCCCACAGAGCGGCCAACCAAGCUCCGCGGACGCUGCAGAAGCAAGAGACCACGGCAACCUCCACCAGCUCGGCGACUACCGAUGGCCAAGCGCCACAAAUAUUCCCUUGGAUGCGGAAACUACAUAUUAGCCAUGAUAUGACUGGACCAGAUGGAAAAAGGGCCCGAACUGCCUAUACCCGUUAUCAGACGCUAGAGCUGGAAAAAGAGUUCCAUUUUAAUAGGUAUCUCACCCGGAGGAGAAGGAUAGAGAUAGCCCACGCUCUAUGCCUCUCAGAACGUCAAAUUAAGAUCUGGUUCCAAAACCGGCGGAUGAAAUGGAAAAAGGACAAUAAAUUGAAGAGCAUGAGUUUGGCUACCGCAGGUAGCGCUUUCCAGCCAUAGUGCUAACGCAGAUAAUGCUGUAAGUGCUGCAAUGAAAUUUCGAGGGGAGAAUAGAUGAGGAAAAUUUCAAUAGACUUACCGAGUACUGUAAAAGCGGCACCUUUCGGCAUGUUUUGGGGUAUUUAAGUCAAUUUAACAUUUUACUGUGGUACUGCUAAAAUUAAAACAAAUUAGUGUUCACAUGCUGUUCUUUUAAUAAUUUGAUUAUUAUUUCGAGAGAAAAUGAACAAAAAAAAAUGCCGCUCGUUGUUCUUGCUAUGAAUAUUGUUUGUCAAGUGCUAUGUAUAAUGCUUUGAGAGUUAGCAUGUUAACUAAAUGUUAUAACUUAUUUACUACCUGUAACUUGUAUAUCAUUGAGUUUACAGCGAUGCUUCUGCCCAAAUAUGAAGUGAUGCUCUUGUUAGCUAGCUCUAGUAGUGACUGCAUUCAUUUUAGCAGAAGUAAGGCUUCUGUGUUUCAUGGUCAUAUAUGUUUGAAGUCAUUGUCUAGAUAAACUCAUUAGACUUUUGUCUUGUGCUCAAAUUCUUCAAUUAUUUUUUAAAAAAAUGGAAAUUUGUAAAUAGUCUUAGAGUCCUGUAUCCGUCCUACGUGUGUAUAGUUAUAUUCAAAUUAUGUAAUUGUAUAUUCCUGGAUCAUGUUCAUGUUCCUAAAAUGCUGUACAUAUUGAACACUUUUAUUGUGAUCAUUUGGCUAUUUGUAGUAGGCAGAGUGAAUGGCAAAUGUGUGUGUGGGAAAAAAAGCCAUGUCGAACUGCCUGUACGCAUUUUGCCAAUUAGCUUUUUGUAUUUGUUUGUAGCUUAUCUUGGAGUAAAAAAUAAAGUUCUCAUAUUAUUCAGACCCA